GCUCGUGACCCGGUUGGUCUACACUUGUAACCACCUGCAGUCCGAGCUGGCGAUUCUCCGACGGGCAAUGCAGAGCCACAAGGAUCUGCAUGAGGAUGCUACAUGGGCACUUCAUUCCCGUGUACAGGACUUGGAGCAAGUUGCACCAAGACCGAAUGCUGGCGAGACCAGCAGUGCACCCUCUACCCACCAGUUGGAGGAACGAGUUGCCCACGUAGUCGCAAUGCUCGUCGACAUCAGUACGUUCGCUGCACCAGCCACCAUCAGCAACCAGCUGGACACCUUGAAGACCGAGGCUCAGCAACUGCAGCUGCCUAACAAGGAUGGCAACACCACGCAACAUUACAAGAUGCCGACAUUCCAUAUCGAGAAGUUCGAUGAUUAUACGCAUCAAGACCCGGUCCUCUGGUGGGAGGGCUUUACGACGCAACUUCGGAUUUUGUUCAUCGCCAAGCACUCGUACAUCGGCGCGCUGUUCCUCAACUCAAAGGGCGGAUGCCAGAUCCGGUUGAGCCACCUGGCAACCGUCCACGGCGUCGACGUCGCAAAUCUGAAAGAUAAGAUCUCUUGGGAAGAGCUAACACGGCUAUGGAAGAAGUGGUUCAUCGUGGACGACGCGCCAACACUCGUCAUCAACCUCCUCUUCGCUAUUGCGCAAGGCAACACAGCAACACGUGACUGGCUCACGGAAUGGCAAAAGAUCGCGGCAACGCCCGAUCUAGAAUUGUCAUUUUCGCAUCUGCGCCGAGAGUUCUACAACCGGUCGUGUGGCGCCUUGAGCCUUGCACUUGGUGAUCGCAAGCAGUACGCAACCUUCGCUGAAAUCAUCGACAAGGCAAGGGAGAUCAUCAAGACCAAUAGGGUAGCUGCACAUAAAAAAUCAGCAUGGCAGCCAACCAAUGUGAAGAAAGUGAAAACUGGUCCGCGGCCGCAGCAUGUCGCCGCAGUCCAAUCGGACAACAUUGUGGAAGACCCGGCAGCCACCUAGGUGGCCGCUGUCUUGCCGCGAAGCAACAACAAGUCCCGAGGAAACGGGAAGGCGAAAACCGCAUCGU
This is a messenger RNA of Chara braunii, 1055 nucleotides long. The record is from the annotation of a GenBank genome assembly. NCBI's taxonomy places the organism in Eukaryota, Viridiplantae, Streptophyta, Charophyceae, Charales, Characeae.